GAUUUGAAGAACUUAAGUGUACUCUAUUUGCAUAUACUGAGGUGAAUGAGGAAUAUGUUAUGUAUAUUUUUUUGUUUUUUGUAAUUGGUCUUCUUGGUUCGUUUUUUGAAUGCGGCUUGGACGAGACCAGGAAAUCUCCAAAAAUGGCAAAGGCUGUAAACGCUAGCCAGUCUCUCCCUAUCUUUAAAAUUAUAAUGGUGGGAUCGGGUGGAGUGGGAAAAAGCGCACUUACAUUGCAGUUUAUGUAUGACGAAUUUGUCGAAGAUUACGAGCCUACCAAAGCCGACUCCUACAGAAAGAAAACAAUACUGGAUGGCGAAGAUGUACAGAUUGAUAUUCUCGACACCGCAGCAAUUAUCUUUCUUUUGUAG
Molecule: messenger RNA, 371 nt
Organism: Protopolystoma xenopodis
Lineage: Eukaryota; Metazoa; Platyhelminthes; Monogenea; Polystomatidea; Polystomatidae
Source: the annotation of a GenBank genome assembly